CUUCUUCUCUCUCUCUCCCUCGAGAUACCCUUCAAUUGAACCUCAUUGUGCUACAAAAAUGGAGAAAUCUCGUCCCAUCUUUGAAAUCAUCGAUCUUUAGUUUUAACUGAUAAAGGAGAAAGGAAGGGAUAAGAGUUAUCGGGAAGCUUUGAAGACAUCUGCCGCCGCCGCACCCGCCUGCUAUUAUUACUGGUGUGUAAAACUCUUUUCACUCUGGUAUUUGUUAUUUACAAGAUCUGAAAGGUUGUGAUAUAGUUUCAUUUGGGUUGUGGAAAUGGGUAUUUGAUGACGAUUUGAAACUAUGAAGGAUUAUCUGGUUGACCCUGAGUUUAUUUUAUGGAUAUGAAAUCUUUUAUUUGAAUUGGGUAAUUGGAAUUAAAGCGUUUUGGGUUCUUUUCGUUUUGUUUGAUUUGAUAUGAAAGUUGAGUUGAGUAUGGGUAAUUUAGUUUGGAAAGAUGAAGACAAGUCUAUGAUUGCUGCUGUUUUGGGAACGAAAGCUUUUGAUUACUUGUUCAUAAACUCGCUAUCUGCUGAAUGUUCUUACACGGUGGUAGGAACUGAUGAGAAUUUGCAGAUUAAGUUAUCUGAUCUUGUUGAAAGACAAAACUUGUCUGAUUUUAGUUGGAAUUAUGCGAUUUUCUGGCAAAUUUCUCGAUCGAGAACAGGGGAUUUGAUUCUGGGUUGGGGAGAUGGGUGUUGUAGGGAGCCUAGGGAAGAAGAAGAUAGUGAAGCUAUUAGGAUUCUGAAUUUUCGUUUGGACGAUGAAACACAGCAGAAGAUGAGGAAGAAUGUUCUUCAGAAACUGCAUAAAUUGUUUGGUGGAUUAGAUGAUGAUUGUUAUGCUUUUGGAUUAGAUAAGGUUACGAAUACUGAACUGUUCUAUCUCGCUUCAAUGUACUUCUCGUUUCCUAAAGAUCAAGGAGGUCCUGGAAAAUGUUUCGCCUCGGGUAAGCAUGUUUGGAUAUCUGAUUUGUUGAAAUCGCAUUCAGAUUACUGCGUUAGAUCAUUUUUAGCGAAAUCGGCUGGAGUUCAGACUGUUGUUUUGGUUCCAACUGAUGUUGGUGUUAUUGAAUUGGGCUCGGUUAGGUCAAUUCCUGAAAACCUAGACCUUGUUCAUUCGGUUAGGUCUUUGUUUUCGGCUGUUAAGGUUAAACCAACUGCAGUUGUUCCGAUUUUUGGGCAGUCCCCUAGGAUUUUCGGGCAGGAUUUGAAUUUAGGUUGGCCUUUCCGCGAAAAGGUUAGAAAGGGGAAUGAUGAUAACGGUUUCCUUGGUUCUAAUUGGACGGGCAGUCGCCAGUUGGCCUCCACAAGCGAGGAUUUUCGGUUAAUUGAUUUCACUGGAGGCGCGACAUCCCAACCACCGCCACUAGCUGUCGUCCUAAGAACAACCGAAUCUGAGAAUUCUGAUAUGGAAGCUUCAGGAGGAAAAGAAGAAUGUACUGUAGACGAUAAACGUCCUCGAAAACGGGGGCGUAAACCUGCCAAUGGAAGAGACGAGCCGCUGAAUCACGUGGAAGCCGAGAGGCAGAGAAGAGAGAAGCUUAAUCAGCGAUUCUACGCCCUUCGAGCUGUUGUUCCUAACAUAUCGAAAAUGGACAAAGCUUCUUUAUUAGGCGACGCUAUUGCUUACAUAACCGAGCUUCAAAAGAAGCUGAAAGAUUUGGAAUCCGAAAGUCAGUCAACAAGCGUUGAAGUUAAAGCGAUAAAUGACGAAGUGAUUGUGCGUUUGAGGUCCCGUUUGGAUGCACACCCUGUUUCGAGAAUAGUACAAAUGUUUAAGGAGGCAAAAAUCGAUGUUCUCGAAUCAAAACUUGGUGUUGAACGUGAUAAUGUUGUUCAUUCGUUCGUGGUGAGGGCUCAAGGAACUGAGAAGCUGACUAAGGAGAGACUUAUAUCGGUUUUCUCGCGAGAGUCGAGUCCUUUACAACCGAUAUGAAAAACCAAAACGGGUAGGGAAUAUUUUUUGGUAUGGUAUAGAAAAGGUAAAAUGAACUUUGAGGAGGAAAUGGGUAGAAAUAGAGAAACAAUUGAUUAAAUUAAUUAUCCAUUGACAAUUAAGGCAGCAAUUAAUAUUAUUAUUUUGUUGUUGAUAUGAUAAUAUUAUACAGUUUUUAGACUUU
This is a messenger RNA of Impatiens glandulifera, 2120 nucleotides long. RefSeq names its product transcription factor MTB1-like. Gene Ontology annotation, molecular function: DNA-binding transcription factor activity; transcription cis-regulatory region binding; protein dimerization activity. The transcript has a single exon. Gene Ontology annotation, cellular component: nucleus. The coding region runs from base 416 to 1936 and encodes 506 amino acids. Lineage: Eukaryota; Viridiplantae; Streptophyta; Magnoliopsida; Ericales; Balsaminaceae. Gene Ontology annotation, biological process: regulation of DNA-templated transcription. The record is from RefSeq and is a predicted model, not a curated record.